Messenger RNA from Clonostachys rhizophaga, 1305 nucleotides. The record is from the annotation of a GenBank genome assembly. NCBI's taxonomy places the organism in Eukaryota, Fungi, Ascomycota, Sordariomycetes, Hypocreales, Bionectriaceae.
AUGGCAUUUCCCAGUAUCUUCUAUACUCCCUUAGCCUUCUCUUGCCUGUUCAGACAAGUGCUGGAGAGGAGAAUAUCGCUAUCGUCUACAGAGUUGGUAAUACAAGUUGGUCUGGUACGAUGGGCGGGGCUCAACUUCUUGACCUGUGCAGCAACUCUAACCGCCUUCCUUUUCCUCGCUUUCUGCCAAACUAAGGCUGAGUAUUGGGAUAUUUCUCAAAAUCUGAGAGAAAUCGAGGCAUCUCGAGAGGCCUCUCGUGCCCCCACUGGGGCUGGGCUCGGUGGACGCCGUCUGGCCAAGCAAGCUCCUUCAUCUGAUGAUGGGACGCAAGAAGCCCCGAUUGAGCUCGAGCGCCUGCAUGGAAGGCCGAUAAUGUACCCCUCUGUACUUCGUCACAUACGAAUGGCGGGGGGGUUCAAAGACGACUUCAGUCAUUCUUACCUUUACAUUGGUGUUCCUGUGGGCAUCCAUGCUACUUACUCGCCCAUGAUAUCCAUGGACCGACCAUCCUACAAGGUCCUAUGGAACAUUCGGCCUCAAGAUCAGGCGAUCAGGGGCGGCAAAGAUUUAACCUUGUCCCAUAAGCUAGAGGAAUGUCUUCGUGCACAGGUCAGUCGCCACCUCUCUGAUUAUUGCCAGAAUGAAGACCCAAGCGAGUGGGCUUAUGCCUACCUCCUUACUUCACCUUGCAUGAACGACCAUAACAACAACAAUAAUCCUCUAGCUUUCUGGUAUCUUUACAGCUCUGACAAGAAACUUACGGCUAUGAUUCUGCAGCUUGACACCUCAUAUGGCGAGCGCAGGCUAUGGUUCGUGAGGAACUCCCUGCAAAGGCAAGCAAAGGGCAGCUCUUACUGCUUCCAAGGCAAGUUUGUCAAGGACCUGCAAGUCUCACCCUUCAUGCCUCUGGGGUCCGACACCAGCUACAUCGUCGAUACGUCUGAUCCCUGCGCAAGCACGGAUGGUCGCGUCAACAUUUUAAUCACUUUGAAAAAGGGGAAUAAGACGCUUAUGACAGCUAGUGUGAAGCCCCAUUCGCCUUCUCUAGAUAUACCCACAGCAAGCACUUGGUCUUCUCUCGUCUUCUUGUGGAAAUGGUGGUGGGUUCCCAUGGCCACAGUCGUCACAUGCAGAAUUCUUGGACAAGCGGCCAAGAUUUAUCUCACUCAAAGAAAGAAGAUCAAGGUGCAGACAAGGGAAGAACCAAUUAAGACAGUGACCGCCAAGCCUGCAAGGACGGUAGAAAUGUAUGUGUUUUCAACAUCAAAGCUUCGGAUCGAGACUGACCUUGCUUUAGGACUCUAG